CCGGCGGGGGCCCCCGUGGUCGUCAUGGAGGAUUUGGGGAGUCACCGGUGCCACAACUGUCACAUGAUGUUCCGCUCCCUCCCCCUCCUGGAGAAGCAUCGGGAGAAGUUCUGUAUCGGCAGCCAGAUCGGGGACCCCACAGUACUGCGCUCCCGCUAUGUCAGCUCCCCACUGCCGGGGAGAGAUGGGCCGCGCCUGGCCGCCACCCCUGACUUCACGACACGAGAGAGCGUCGCCCGCCUGAGAGCGCGAGAGAACCGACUGAACGAGAGAGAGCAGCGUCUGAUUGGCGGAUACGACGGGCCGCUGGAUGGCGACAGCAAGGCCUUGAGGAGCCUGACUGAGGAGUUCCACAAGCUGCGGAAGUCUCUGGAAGUCUCCCUCCCCACGCUGCGCUCCUUCCAGGGGGACCCCGGCCUCCAUCCUCCGUGGGACAGGGAGUACCGGGACCGCAUGCUGGAGAUGGCGGAGGCUCACGACCGGCAAUUGGCGGCUAUCCAGGCCCGGAACCAGGCGCUGGAAGUGCAGAGAGAAGUGUCCGGCACCAGCACUUCCAGCAGCCACAUAGAGCAGAUGUUGUUGGAGCUGAAGGCCCAGGAAGAGAAGAACCAGCUGUCUCUGGAUGCUCUACGAGACCAAGUCACUCUCAUCCAAUCAGAGGCCAGGGCAAAAACGGAGAGAACGCCAAAAGAGCCGCCGGCCAGCCAAUCAGUGACCAAGGAGAAGUCACCUCUGACCUUCCUGCCAUUUCCUGUGCGCGGGGGCAGCUUGUCCUCCGAGAUCAGCGCCCUGCAGCUGGCGUACGUGCAGAGCGGGGGGAGCGAGCCGGUAGUCCUGGCGCAGAUGAGGGACCUGCAGGCCGAGGUGUUGGCGUUCGAAGAAAUGACGUACAAACAGGAGCGCAAUGAGAAGAAAAAGAGGCGUCAUGAUGUGGCCCCUCGGGCCCCGGACGUGGAGCUGAUGGCGGUGGAGAUGGAGAAUCAGCGCCUAGAGGAGGAAAUCUUCAACCUGAAGCUGCACAGAAGCCGGAAGAAGGUGGACAGAGCGGACUCGGAGGCGGCGGAGGUGCAGCGGGAACACGUCCAGCAGAUGGCGCAGCUCCAGGCUGAUAUUGAAAUGCUCAGACGGGAUGUCAGCAGGAUGCCUCCGCGAGGGGUGCAGGGACCCCCACCAUUCCAACCUCCCCCCAUCCCCCCGCCCCAAUCACUGCACCCCAACAGGCAGCCCAUUGGGAGACCCGAGCCAGCUGUAAUGAUGGGGGCGCAGGAUUCGAUGCGUCCUCCGAGCCCGGCCGGGAACAGACAUGUACUGGAGCCCCUGGAUGCUCUGGGACCAGCGCCCUACGAUCCCGUGGCCGGCUUUGUCAUCUUCUACGACUUCCUCCUGGGACUGGACCCGACCUUCCAGAAGGUGCGCCUGCUGAGCGGCCUGUACAGCAACGGGCACCGCAUGGGCCAUUCGUCCUCCCUCCCGGAUGUCCUGUGUGAGGUGUGGAACUCCCCCCAGCACGUGGCAAAUGUCCCCCGAGGAAACGUCGCCAUGUUGUCUGCCAGACAGCCCAUACCCAGGGUCCGGCCCACCUCCUCCAUCGCUCUGGUCACGGAGCUGCAGGCGGCCGGCGGCUUCAAUCUGUACGGUCAGGAGGUCCAGCACUUGUCCUCGUGCGGCUGGACCAAGCUGGACCUGUUCGAUCACCAUAACCAAGUCCUGAGCGGCCGAUGGAAGCUUCCUGUGAGAGGACUGCCGCUGCGACCGGGCCUGAGCACCGGACAGCUGAACACCGUGCCGCAGGUCGGAAAAGCCGAACUUUACCUCCGAAUCGUCAACGCGCGGGACGCAGAGCUGCAAUCCAUGGCGGAGAUUGACCCCAGGAACUCCUCCCUCUACCAGUACCCUCCAUUGGUGCCGAGUCCAGCCGCGCCAAUCACCGACAACCCGGCGCCAAUGCUGCCGUUCCAGCAGCCGCCCAACUCGUUCCAGCUGUCUCUGUCCCCGUACACUGACUAUGUGGACCCGCCACCGGUGCAGGAGAUAACAAGUCAGCAAAGAGCCAAUCAGAGGUGAGACCCUGCGCGGAACCGAUCCAGGCUCCUCCCAGUGACACUUUCUACCUAUCCACUUCUGAGUUGGACAGUCACAUGACGUGUAACCCGGGACACAGGAAAGAUAUCAGUCUGGACUCUCGCACUACCUCUGUG
Nanorana parkeri is the source of this 2198-nucleotide messenger RNA. It is a transcript of the gene CCDC17, whose product is annotated as coiled-coil domain containing 17. The transcript is spliced from 14 exons. Lineage: Eukaryota; Metazoa; Chordata; Amphibia; Anura; Dicroglossidae. The record is from RefSeq and is a predicted model, not a curated record. Bases 25 to 2064 code for a protein of 679 amino acids.